Molecule: messenger RNA, 1274 nt
Organism: Eutrema salsugineum
Lineage: Eukaryota; Viridiplantae; Streptophyta; Magnoliopsida; Brassicales; Brassicaceae
Product: adenosine deaminase-like protein
Exons: 11
Coding region: 52-1122 (356 amino acids)
Biological process (GO): adenosine catabolic process; inosine biosynthetic process
Molecular function (GO): adenosine deaminase activity
Source: RefSeq, a predicted model, not a curated record
AUUUUUUUUAUCUUUUCUCUACGAGCUUACGAGAGGGGGGAAACAAAAAUAAUGGAAUGGAUAACUUCACUUCCCAAAAUCGAGCUUCAUGCUCAUCUCAACGGCUCCAUUAGAGAGUCCACUCUUCUAGAGCUCGCUAGGGUUCUAGGUGAGAAAGGCGUUAUCGUGUUCGCUGAUUUUGAAGAUGUUAUUCGGAAAAAUGAUCGAUCUUUGGCUGAGGUUUUCAAGUUGUUCGAUUUGAUCCAUAUGAUCACUACUGACCACAAAACCGUGACAAGGAUCACAAGAGAAGUUGUAGAAGACUUUGCUUUAGAAAAUGUGGUUUACCUCGAGCUACGAACAACUCCAAAGAGGAACGAUUCGAUAGGUAUGAGUAAACGUUCUUACAUGGAAGCAGUAAUCCAAGGUUUAAGAUCUAUCAGUGAAGUCGAUAUUGAUUUUCUUGCGGCAUCUGAUUCUAAUACACUACACAAUGCGUGUGAUGGAAUUCGAAGAAAGAAGAAAAUUUGUGUUAGACUUCUUCUUAGUAUUGACCGUAGAGAAACAACAGAGUCCGCAAUGGAAACUGUUAAGCUUGCAUUAGAAAUGAGAAAUGCUGGUGUUGUUGGUAUCGAUCUUUCAGGGAAUCCUCUUGUUGGAGAAUGGAGCACUUUCUUGCCUGCAUUACAAUUUGCUAAAGACAGUGAUCUUUACAUCACUCUUCACUGUGGAGAGGUUCCCAAUCCAAAAGAAAUCCAAGCCAUGCUUGAUUUUAAACCGCAUCGAAUUGGCCAUGCCUGUUUCUUGAAAGAUGAAGAUUGGGAAAAGUUGAAAUCUUUCCGGAUUCCGGUUGAAAUUUGUUUAUCAUCCAACAUUAUAACCAAAUCCAUAUCUUCAAUCGAGAUACACCAUUUUGCUGAUCUCUACGAUGCAAAGCAUCCAUUGAUUCUAUGCACAGAUGAUUUCGGAGUUUUCUCCACUAGCCUCUCCAAUGAGUAUUCUCUCGCUGUUGCUUCUUUUGGUCUUAGCAAAAGAGAAACCUUUACAUUGGCUAAAUCCGCCAUAGACGCAACGUUUGCAGAAGAUGAAGUUAAGCAACAACUUAGGUUGAUUUUUGAUUCAGCCUCGCCAGAGUAUGUGUAGUGUCCAGCUUUUACCGGGCCGGGUUUACUUGAUUUGAUUGGUUUAUGCCGAACCGGAAAACUUGUUUUGGUUCAUUGACUGUAUUUUCGUAUUAAUAAUUGUGGAUGUUACUAAUAUUUUUCAGUUACUAAUAUUUUUCAGUUACUACUUUU